Messenger RNA from Chironomus riparius, 815 nucleotides. The record is from the annotation of a GenBank genome assembly. NCBI's taxonomy places the organism in Eukaryota, Metazoa, Arthropoda, Insecta, Diptera, Chironomidae.
CAGAGAUUCGUUGGAGAAUCAAAACAAUCUUUGAUUUUAUCAAAAUAAAUCAACCUUUAACAGUUGACAAAACCUGAAAGUGACUUUAAUCAAUUAAAUAAGAACAAUAGAAAACAUCAAGCAUCCAGAAUGAACUGCAGUAAUGAGCUGAUCCAAAACAUUUAUAAUGUCAUUAUCUGUGAAUAUGUGUAUGACACACUCUAUAACACAGAAAUUUAAAUUUUGCGGAGAUGGUGACUGUCCUGACUACAUUUUGGCUAUUAUUCACUCAAAUCUGUGUGGACUAAGUAGUAUAAAGCUCAAAUCGUUCUCAUCACGAGUGGUUUUAUUAAUCAUAAAUGACACAACUGUAGACGAAACUGAAUUUUCCAACCUCUUUGAUGGAUCUGUAAACGAUUUCAAAUCGGCUUUUGAAUGUAUUCGCUUUUUACUUCUAUCAGCCGUGCGAUUUGGUGUAACAAAGGAUGUAUUUUCUAUUGAACUACAGCAACUUGGACUACCUCGAGAGCAUUCACUAGCUUUGGGAAAAGUAUUCGAUGAGCAUUUCGGAAGUAUAGAAAGCUAUUUGAGAAAGGAUUCGCUGUACAUUAAUAAAUUACUCAGUUCAAAUUUUGUAACAUGUGAUGACGGCAUCGAUUGUGUUACAAUGAAAUUCAGACUAUCAAAUUCUAUCGAUGGUAGUUCGGAGACGGAGCAGACAAUAAAUAUAAAUAAUACUGACAUUCCAAUUCUAUUAAAAGAGCUGAAAAUCAUAAAAGCUAAAAUGGAUGAACUCGAUUAUGGUCAAUAAAAGCAAUUAAAAGAUGAUGAAAUUA